GUUUGUUUUGGUUUGACCUAUGGUUUUGCUCGAUCUCUGCUUCUUUCACGCUUAAAUGUUGUAGAAACCCACUAAUUGUACAUUCAUUUUCAGACAAGAGAUGAUAGGUUUCUAAUCUUGAAGUUCAGAAGAGAGUUAGAGAGUUUUUGUGUCUGAGUUUUGGUGUCUGCUUUGGAAAAUGGGGGAAGUAAGGAGGCAUUCUCUAGAUGUUCCCAUCACAAGAACUCUUGUAGCUCUUAGAAGAGUUCGGUCACUAAGAGAUCCAUGUACCAACUCAAUGUCCAAGUUUGCUUCUUUGCUAGAAAACGUCAAAUGGGAAACUGAAUCCAACAAUGGGAUCUCACUUCAGUUUGUGAACGAUGAUGCUUGCAAGGCUGAUCAGGGUUUGGUUCCUUAUGAAUCAUACUCUAUAAUGGAGGAGCUAGAGAACGGUUGUGAUCUUCACAAGUUAAGCAAAAGGGUGCUUAAUGUUGAAGGAGACGCAUCGCCUUCUAGUGAAAGAUCUUGUGGUGGUAAAGGUAGGGAGUUGGCAUGUAAUGUUCCAACACACUACUCCACAAAGCUAGCUAGCUCGGUUGGUGAAUAUGGUAGCCAUGUAGGUAGUCCAAUGACCUCAACAAACCAUAGUUAUGGAGAUGAAGAAGACGUUGAUUUUAACCGUGGCUGUGGAAUAGCCUCUUGCUGGUCAAGAACACCAAGGUACAGAGGAUCAAACCAAUCCUCUGAUGUAGAAGAGUAUCCUCUACUCUCUAGCAAUGGUGAGAGUAACGCUGUGACUCCUCGGAGUCACAACGAAACUGUAUCAAGAAGUCUAAGUCAGAAGUUCAGACCAAAGUCUUUUGAUGAGUUAGUUGGACAAGAAGUUGUAGUGAAAUGUCUCUUGAGCACCAUUUUGAGAGGAAGGAUCACUUCUGUUUACCUCUUCCAUGGUCCUCGUGGGACUGGUAAAACUUCAACCUCUAAGAUCUUCGCUACCGCUUUAAACUGCCUCUCACAUGCAGCACAUAGUAGACCAUGUGGCUCGUGUAGUGAAUGCAGUUUGGGAAGAAGAAGCAUGGACGUGAAGGAGAUGGAUUCAGCUAAACUAAAUAGACCUAGCUACCUAAGGUCUUUCAUCAAAAGCGCUUCUCUUCCUCCGGUUUCAUCUAGAUUCAAGGUUUUCAUCAUCGAUGAGUGUCAGUUACUAAGUCAAGAGACUUGGGGUAGUCUCUUGAACAGUUUGGAUAGUUUUUCUCAGCAUUCGGUUUUUAUUUUGGUUACAUCAGAGUUAGAGAAGCUGCCACGUAACGUCCUCUCACGGUCUCAAAAGUAUCAUUUCUCUAAAGUGUGUGAUGAGGAUAUAUCUAUUAAGCUGGGGAAGAUUUGUAUGGAAGAAGGUAUUGAUUUUGAUCAGGGUGCGGUUGAUUUCAUUGCUUCUAAGUCUGAUGGUUCGCUUAGGGAUGCUGAGAUAAUGCUUGAUCAGCUAAGUUUGCUUGGUAAAAGAAUAACCACAUCUUUGGCCUACAAGCUUAUUGGGGUUGUUUCUGAUGAUGAGUUGCUUGAUCUGCUUGAUCUUGCACUGUCUUCUGAUACUUCAAACACGGUGAUAAGGGCGAGGGAGCUUAUGAGAUCCAAAAUAGAUCCAAUGCAGCUUAUUUCACAGCUAGCUAAUGUCAUUAUGGACAUCAUUGCUGGAAAGUCUCAAGAGAAUAGUUCAGCAACCAGACUUCGGUUUCUUACAAGACAUACAUCUGAAGAAGAAAUGCAGAAGUUGAGUAAUGCAUUGAAGAUACUAUCUGAUGCUGAGAAACAUUUGAGAGCAUCUAAAAACCAGACAACCUGGCUCACUGUUGCACUGCUGCAACUUAGCAACACUGACUCAUCUUCUUACGCAGCAAAUGAGAGUGGAAUGUGUUUAAGAAGCCAAAGAAGCAAAGAUGGUGACCUCUCCAGCACAUCAUCAGAGUGUCCUGGUGAUGUGGUUAAACAAACAGAGGAGUGUCAAGAUGUAAACUGUAAUGAAACAGUUGAAACUGUUUGGAAAACAGUCACAGAGUUGUGUGGUUCGGAUUCACUAAAGAGAUUCUUGUGGAAACGAGGGAGGUUAACCUCACUUACUAUUGACAAAGGUUCAAGUGUGGCAAUAGCAGAACUAGAAUUCUACACACCACAACAUGUAACAAGAGCCGAGAAAUCAUGGAAAAUGAUUGCAGACUCAUUCCAAUCCGUGUUAGGAUGCAAUGUUGAGAUUCGGAUGAACCUUGUGAUCUCUGAGUGUUCUCCACCAAAGAGUGCUAAAGCAGCAGCAGCAAAUCUUUUCUCUGGUCUUUUCAGCUGCUCUCGUAGAAUGCUCCACAGGUCUUAUCUGACUACUAUAAACGACUCUGAUCACUCACCUGAAGUUACAAAUUCUCUGAGAAGUCGCCAAGGCAAUGUCUUGAGAGCUCGAAGUGUUCGUUCUUCAGCAAAUGCGUCGUCGCGGAUGAGCAGUGCAAGUGAUCAAGGUGAUGCAUAUUCUGUUAUGUGUACUCCACAUAUGCCUCAGGGUGACAAAAGGCCAGAAGAUGACACUGAUGUCUUGUGCUGGAGGAGGACCCCUCUAGGCAAGGGUCAGGGAGAGACACAGAACAACAAGAGCUCAAGGCUUAUUGGCAGAGUUCUUCCCUGCAGCACUGCAGCUGGUUAAGUGAGCUAGAUGAUGAUGACACUCCCAUUGUGUGGAACCAUUAGGUUUAUUAGCAAAACUCCAUGAAGACCUUGCAUGAUGUGUUUCAAGACCAUAUAUUAGAUUAGCAUAUACUAAAUCAAUUAUUAAAGGACAUGAAUCAUUUUACCGUCUAAUUUGAACCCGUUUAUUCC
Messenger RNA from Eruca vesicaria subsp. sativa (arugula), 2838 nucleotides. NCBI's taxonomy places the organism in Eukaryota, Viridiplantae, Streptophyta, Magnoliopsida, Brassicales, Brassicaceae. The record is from the annotation of a GenBank genome assembly.